Molecule: messenger RNA, 1214 nt
Organism: Eutrema salsugineum
Lineage: Eukaryota; Viridiplantae; Streptophyta; Magnoliopsida; Brassicales; Brassicaceae
Product: protein GrpE
Exons: 3
Coding region: 46-963 (305 amino acids)
Biological process (GO): protein folding
Cellular component (GO): chloroplast
Molecular function (GO): adenyl-nucleotide exchange factor activity; protein homodimerization activity; protein-folding chaperone binding
Source: RefSeq, a predicted model, not a curated record
AAAGAAAAAUAAAUUAACAAGGGAAAAAUAAAUCUAAUCCCGACAAUGGCGAUUUCUCUCGUAAUCGAUCCUUCCAGAGCUCCUUGCUUCUCCUUCUCUUCUUCUCCCUCUCCAUCUUCAUCUUCAUCUCUCACCGGAAAAUCGAGAACCUUACCCUUACGAAACCUCCUCUUCCAUUGCAGACCUUCUUCAUCUCCAUUCAAUUCGAAACCCAACCAAGGAUUCCCACUCUUUUAUCUAUCUCCAGUAGCCGUGAACAGUCGCACCAGCUACGUAGCAUUUCUCUCUGCUCACCAAGCUUCAUCUACUGAUAGUGGAGAACCGAAUUCGAAGCUCCCAACAGAUGUAAAAGCCCUAAUUAGAGCUUACAAACAAGCUAUCUCUAAUGGAGACGAAACCACCGUUUCUGAAAUCGAAACGAUAUUUUGCGGAAUCGAGAAGGAAAAGAACAGAUUCGACAAUAAGGUUUUAUCUUUAUCAAUGAAGAUAGCUUCGGAGAAGGAGACGAAGAUCCGAUUGCAGGCUGAUUUUGAUAACACAAGGAAAAAGCUUGACAAGGAUCGGCUUAGUACAGAGUCUAACGCAAAAGUGCAGAUCAUGACGAGCCUCUUACCACUCAUUGAUAGUUUUGAGAAAGCGAGGCAACAGAUUAAACCCGAUACCGAAAAGGAGAAGAAGAUCGAUACGAGUUAUCAAGGAAUUUACAGACAAUUCGUUGAGGUGUUGAGACAUCUUCGUGUUAAAGCCAUUGCAACUGUUGGGAAGCCCUUUGAUCCUUUGUUGCAUGAGGCUAUAUCGCGAGAAGAAUCUGAGGUGGUUAAAGCAGGGAUAAUAACCGAGGAGCUUAACCGGGGAUUUCUUCUAGGAGAUCGUGUUCUGAGACCAGCAAAGGUUAAAGUCUCUCUAGGAACCAUCAAGAAGAAAACUCCGUCAGCUGCUGAGGAGAUUACUCCUUCCCCUUGAGUCGAUGUUCAGUUAUUUAUCAACAUCUUGUGUCAGCUGCUGAGGAGAUUACUCCGUCAUUUUUUUUACCUAUCAAAGUUGAAAAAGAAACGCAGAUGAUGUCUGAACGAGGAAUUCUUUAGCAGCUGAGACUUGGUUAGUCAUUGAUUUGAUCCAAAUCUUCGGGUUCAUGUAGUAUGUUCAGACUUAGCAAAAGAUUUGGAAAACAUAUAUAUAUUUUUUGUUGACCUGAUUCAUAUUUUCACAUUGCA